This is a messenger RNA of Paraglomus occultum, 373 nucleotides long. The record is from the annotation of a GenBank genome assembly. NCBI's taxonomy places the organism in Eukaryota, Fungi, Glomeromycota, Glomeromycetes, Paraglomerales, Paraglomeraceae.
CAAGACAAAAAAAGAAACCUUUCACUCGCCGUCUUCUAUUUUUCACUGGGCCAAUUGCACUGAUUUAAAUGUCUUACCUUAUAAAAUGCAUACGCACAAAAAGGACGGAUGUGAAUUAUUAAAGAAGAAAAAACGCCAUGUCCUCAACCGCAUCUCACGCACCGAUGGCCCAUACCCGUGGGGCGCGGCACCUCAUGCCAACGUCGAAAGGUUCGGUGCACGGGCACACGCCCGUGCGAUAAUUGCAGCCGCACAUGCUGCUGCCUGUGCGAAUUCGUCGAGAAGCCACGAAAGCCAAGGCGGCUGUCGUAUUGCGGAUAGUUGGCUGGGUGACGAGGAAGAGAUGGAGACGGAUGUGAUGGCGCAACACUAA